UAGCGGCGCGGAGUCCGAGGGGCGCGGGGGCGGGCGCGGGCCGGAGGCUCGGGGGCGGCGACCUGAGGAGAGCCCGCGGCCUGACGUGGCGGGGACGCGGCCGGCGGGAUCCCCGGGCGCGGGCGCGUAGGGGCCGGGAUCUGGCGCUCGGCCAGGGGCCAGGGUGCGAGGCCUCCUCAGCGCGGCUGCUGGCGCGCCGGCCUCCUGGCACCCGGGCGGGCCCUGUUUCCUGCGGCAGGUCUGAGUGCGGCCUUCCUGGCCGCGACCCUCCGCGCUGGAGCGGGCGGCCUUGCAACAGGCGGGCGAUUUGGGGCCGGCCUGACGAGCCUCAGUUCCCUCGAUCGGGCCAGGGGACUGCAGCCGUAGGAGCCCAGCCUCGCCAGCUCGCCCGGUUUCCUGAGAGGAGCCGGAGAUCGCGCUGUCAGUGCAAAAUCACCAGAGCGCGAAGCGUCGGCUGCCAGUUCUGACCAUUUUAGAUCUGGUGCGGGCCGAGCCGAGUGGAUCUGGGGCGGGCAGCGGGGCACCGCCACCUUCCGCCUGGGCUCCUCCCUGGGCGCCCUCGCUCCGGCCCUCCGCGGGGCCGAGUGCCUCCAAGACGGCUCCCUGGGAGAUUCUUCCAGAGCGCACCCUUUGGAAGGCUGCCCCGCUGGAAAUCAGCACCCACUCCCUCUCCUCUACCGCAGCCGCCCCCUUUGCCUUUGUGGCCGACCUUGCUUCAUGCUGCCAAGGACUGAGUUUCUUUGAGGGGAUACUGCUCGUUCGGGGGCCCUACAGAAGGCUGAGGGUAUCUACUCAGUAAAAUGGUACCGAACUGAAAGUUCCUCUGAAAUGAUUUUGACUCUGCCAUCCAUCACUUCAUAAAAAUUCAUCUUAUAUCCUUCAGUUUGUAGUUAUGUGGCACAUUAAGCUUCCUUUCUUCUCCCCACUGAAACUUCGAACAGUACAAAACAGGGGGAACUUGGCUUGUGAUGACUAAAAUUGGGGAUAUGAGACUGGGGAAGAGCUUCAGGCUAGAGUAGCCGUGUGUCAAGUGAAAAUGGGGCCCGGGGGCGGGCGCGGUGGCUCAUGCCUGUAAUCCCUGCACUUUGGGAGGCCAAGGCUGGCAGAUCACCUGAGGUCAGGAGAGACUAGCCUGGCCAACAUGGUGAAACCCCGUCUCUACUAAAAAUACAAAAAUUAGCUGGGUGUGGUGAUACGUGCUUGUAAUCCCAGCUACUCGGGAGGCUGAGGUAGGAGAAUCGCUUGAAUCCAGGAGAUGAAGGCUGCAGUGAGCCAAGACCCUACCACUGCACUCUAGCCUACACCAUAUAGUGAAACCUCUUCUCUACAAAGAAAAUUUGAAAAAUUAGCCGGGCGCAGUGGUGAGCUCCUGUUGUUCCAGCUUCUGAGGAAGCUGAGAUGGGAGGAUCACUUGAACCUGGGAGCUUGAGACUGCAGUGAACCUCAAGCUGUCUCACCCCAGAUAGCCAGGACUACAGGUGUACACCACCAUGCCUAGUUAAUUUUUAAAUUUUUUGUAGAGAAAGGGUCGCGCUAUAUUGCCCAAGGUGGUCUUGAACUCCACCUACCUGGACCUCCCAAGGCACUGGGAUUACAGGCAUGAGCCACCAUGCCCAGCCUACUUUGCACUUUUUUUUUUUUGGGGGGGGGGGACAAAGUCUGGCUCUGUCGCCCAGGCUGGAGUGCAAUGGCGCAAUCUUGGCUCACUGCAACCUCCACCUCCUGGGUUCAAUCGAUUCUCCUGCCUCAGCUUCCCCCUUCCUCAGCCUUCCGAGUAGCUGGGAUAACAGGCAUGCGCCACCACGCCCCACUAAUUUUUGUAUUUUUAGUAGAGAUGGGGUUUCCUCGUGUUGGCCAGGCUGGUCUUGAACUCCUGACCUCAGAUGAUCCUCCCACGUUGGCCUCCCAAAGUGCUGGGAUUACAGGCAUGAGCCACUGUGCCCAGCCUACUUUGCACAUUGUUUUUUUGUUUGUUUUUUGUUUUUGAGACGGAGUCUCACACUGUCAUGCAGGCUGGAGUGCAGUGGCGCGAUUCUCCUACCUCAGCCUCCCAAGUAGCCGGGAUUAUAGGCACCUACCACCAUGCCCGGCUAAUUUUUUUGUAUUUUUAGUAGAGAUGGGGUUUCACUAUGUUGGCCAGUCUGGUCUUGAACUCCUGACCUCGUGAUCCAUCCGCCUCAGCCUCCCGAAGUGUUGGGAUUACAGGCGUGAGCCACUGCGCCCGGCCACUUUGCGCAUUUUGACUGUUGCCUAAUAUUCUGUCAAAUCACUGUGCCAUGACAUCUGUUCUCCUGAGGGUGGACGUUUUGGUGAUUUAAAACCGUAUAGAUGUGGUUUUAAAUGUUUUAAAUGUUGCAUCCUGUGCUGUGCUCCUUCCCAGCAGAGAAUUGAUUCGUUUUUCGGCAUAUCCCCCUUAGCCCCUAGCUAAGUUUCUUAAAUUGGACUUGGUAAAUGUGCUUUGCCUGCCCAUGGAAGAUGUCUUUCUGUUUUACCGUACUUGUUUUUGCAGUAGGGGUUUAGGGAGUAGCUGCCAUUUAUCCCUUCCCAAGAGAGCAGAGGCACUACUAUGCUCACGGAAGGUGAGGAUCCACCUGGCGGCUUGAUGUCUAUUGGGGUAGUUAGUUGUGGAGGUCACCCUCAGAGAAGGAGGCCCUCUUGACUCUGCGGUGGUCAUGGUGGUGAUGAGAAAGCUGAGGCGUGGGUAUAUGAGACAAGUGCCCAGAGUCUGUCAUUAGCAAGUGGUACAGCCAGCCAUGGGGGCUUUUGAGAUGUUUGUGAGAUAAAACCUCACCCCUCAAGAAGCCGGAAUCUCCUUGUCGUGGGUAAAUAGGCAGGUUUGGGCCGGGCGCGGUGGCUCACGCCUGCAAUCCCAGCACUUUGGGAGGUCAAGGCAGAUGGAUCACCUGAGGUCAGGAAUGCGAGACCAGCCUGACCAACAUGGUGAACCCCCGUUUCUGCUAAAAAUGCAAGAAAAUUAGCUGGGUGUGGUGGUGCAUGCCUGUAAUCCCAGCUACUGGGGAGGCUGAGGCAGGAGAAUCACUUGAACCUGAGAGGCAGAGGUUGCAGUGAGCCGAGAUCGCACCACUGCACUCUAGCCUGGGUGACAGAGCAAGACUCCGUCUAAAAAAAAAAAAAGGCAGGUUUGAAUGGUGGGGCAUAUUUGUCAUGUUCUCUGUACAACGAUAGAGGGAGAAGUAAUCGAGCUAGACCUUGACCAAUAUGGGACUAUGAGAGACAGAAUGGCCUAGAUGGGUGACUAAAGGUGUUCAGGGGAUGACAGGUAUCCCUUUUGGACUAAGGACUACUGCUGGGGCUGAGUAGGUAAGGCUUGAAGGAGAGCAGCCUGGGGAGGAUGAGACAAGAGGUAGGGAAACCGGUAGGGGCAUCACUGCUGUGGUCUGACCCAGAGUGGUGGCCCUGGAGGAGUGGAGGGUGGCUGUCUGAGAUGGAGGAGAGGUGAAGGAAUCAGAACUAGUGGGUUCAUAGGGCACAUGGGUUAGAAAGGAAAAAUAUUAAGACAGUGAGGUUUCCAAGAUGGAAAUGGUAGCUUUGAUAGCAAAAUUAGACAAGUUGGAGGGCUACUAGCUAGAUUAGGCACUGAGCUGUAGGUGAAACUGGGAAUGUGAACCACUGGGAAAGAAGGAUGGGCUCGAGCAGGGUGUGUGGGAUGAAAGAGAGAGGUCAGAAAAGGGAGAAUUACCAUAGGGCAGAGUUUCCAGGCAAGAGAAUCCUAAGUGAGAGGUGGUCAUGGGGUAUACACCUUGGCUGUGGCCAUCUCUGGGGCCUUGGUGAGAAAGAUGAGCCAGCCCAGGAGGGGAAAAGGAAUGGGUGGGUGGCUGGGUAGAGGUCCCAGGUCCUGGAGGCAGACUCAGGGGCAGGCACAGAUAACUGAGUGUGUUUGAUGGGAAGCAGUAGAGCAUCCAGGGGAUGGGGUUGGGGGUGGUCCUGAGCCUCAGUAGUGAAGAGAGAGACCUCUUCUUUUUGGCAAGUUUUAUAUUAGCAUAUAUUUUUCAUUUUUUCUUUUAAAGAUAUAUAAUCAUGUGCCACACAGUGAUGUUUCAGUCAAUGACAGACCAGACCACAUGAAGGAUGGUGGUCCCAUAUUUUUACUGUACCUUGUCUGUGUUUAGAUAACACAGAUUCCAUUGUGUUACAGUUGCCUAUAGUAUUCAAUACUGUGAUAUUGUGAAAUAUAUAUUUGGUCUUGUCUCAUUUCUUGGCAUACAACUUCUAAAAUCUUUGGACUUUCCAGAGUGAUGCCUUUUUGUAUGCUGGCCAGCAGCCCCUAGGUAGCUUCAGGAUGGGGGCUGGUGACAGGAAAGGCCAAGGCAGGCAUAAGAGGGUUGGGACUUUCAGCCUCACCUCUCAACCUCUGGAGAGGGGAGACGGGCUGAAGAUUAAGUUCAUCACCAAUGGCCAGUGAUUUAAUCAGUCAUGCCUACAUCAUGAAGCUUCCAUAAAAAUUCUGAAUGACUGGGUUUGGAAAACUUCUGGAUAGUUGAACACAUGGAGGCUCCUAAAGAGUGAUGUUCCUGGAGAGGGCCUGGAAACUCCGCACCACUUCCCACAUGUCUGGCCCCAUGCAUCUCUUCAUCUUAAAAGAAAGUAGGCCCUGGAAAUGCCACCCCCUUGGCACCCACCUCCCAGACUCCUGGCUGUGUGUCUCCUGACCACUACUCAGGCCACAGUGGUAAGGGAUCUUGUGGCUGUCAGGAUGGCGGAGGAGCAGGAGUUCACCCAGCUCUGCAAGUUGCCUGCACAGCCCUCCCACCCACACUGCGUGAACAACACCUACCGCAGCGCACAGCACUCCCAGGCUCUGCUCCGAGGGCUGCUGGCUCUCCGGGACAGCGGAAUCCUCUUCGAUGUUGUGCUGGUGGUGGAGGGCAGACACAUCGAGGCCCAUCGCAUCCUGCUGGCUGCGUCCUGCGAUUACUUCAGAGGAAUGUUUGCUGGGGGAUUGAAGGAGAUGGAACAGGAAGAGGUCCUGAUCCACGGUGUGUCCUACAAUGCUAUGUGCCAAAUCCUACAUUUCAUAUACACCUCCGAGCUGGAGCUCAGCCUGAGCAAUGUACAAGAGACACUGGUGGCUGCCUGCCAGCUUCAGAUCCCAGAAAUUAUCCAUUUCUGCUGUGAUUUCCUCAUGUCCUGGGUGGACGAAGAGAACAUUCUCGAUGUCUACCGGCUGGCAGAGCUGUUUGACUUGAGCCGCCUGACUGAGCAACUGGACACCUAUAUCCUCAAAAACUUUGUGGGCUUCUCUCGGACUGACAAGUACCGCCAGCUUCCACUGGAGAAGGUCUACUCCCUCCUCAGCAGCAAUCGCCUGGAGGUCUCCUGUGAGACCGAGGUAUAUGAGGGGGCCCUUCUCUACCAUUAUAGCCUGGAGCAGGUGCAGGCUGACCAGAUCUCGCUGCACGAGCCCCCAAAGCUCCUUGAGACAGUGCGGUUUCCGCUGAUGGAAGCUGAGGUCCUGCAGCGGCUGCAUGACAAGCUGGACCCCAGCCCUUUGAGGGACACAGUGGCCAGCGCCCUCAUGUACCACCGGAAUGAGAGCCUACAGCCCAGCCUGCAGAGCCCGCAAACGGAGCUGCGGUCGGACUUCCAGUGCGUUGUGGGCUUCGGGGGCAUUCACUCCACGCCGUCCACUGUCCUCAGCGACCAGGCCAAGUAUCUAAACCCCUUACUGGGAGAGUGGAAGCACUUCACUGCCUCCCUGGCCCCCCGCAUGUCCAACCAGGGCAUUGCGGUGCUCAACAACUUCGUAUACUUGAUUGGAGGGGACAACAAUGUCCAAGGAUUUCGAGCAGAGUCCCGAUGCUGGAGGUAUGACCCACGGCACAACCGCUGGUUCCAGAUCCAGUCCCUGCAGCAGGAGCACGCCGACCUGUCCGUGUGUGUUGUAGGCAGGUACAUCUACGCUGUGGCGGGCCGUGACUACCACAAUGACCUGAAUGCUGUGGAGCGCUACGACCCUGCCACCAACUCCUGGGCAUACGUGGCCCCACUCAAGAGGGAGGUGUAUGCCCACGCAGGCGCGACGCUGGAGGGGAAGAUGUAUAUCACCUGCGGCCGCAGAGGGGAGGAUUACCUGAAAGAGACACACUGCUACGAUCCAGGCAGCAACACUUGGCACACACUGGCUGAUGGGCCUGUGCGGCGCGCCUGGCACGGCAUGGCAACCCUCCUCAACAAGCUGUAUGUGAUCGGGGGCAGCAACAACGAUGCCGGAUACAGGAGGGACGUGCACCAGGUGGCCUGCUACAGCUGCACGUCUGGACAGUGGUCAUCCGUCUGCCCACUCCCUGCUGGGCACGGUGAGCCUGGCAUUGCUGUGCUGGACAACAGGAUCUAUGUGUUAGGUGGCCGCUCACACAACCGCGGCAGCCGCACAGGCUACGUGCACAUUUACGAUGUGGAGAAGGACUGCUGGGAGGAAGGGCCCCAGCUGGACAACUCCAUCUCAGGCCUAGCGGCCUGUGUGCUCACCCUGCCCCGCUCCCUGCUCCUUGAGCCGCCCCGCGGGACCCCUGACCGCAGCCAGGCCGACCCGGACUUUGCCUCUGAGGUGAUGAGUGUGUCUGACUGGGAGGAGUUUGACAACUCCAGUGAGGACUAGGCUCCCCGUGCCUGGCAUCAGAGGGAAGGGAGGCUGGGGCUGCAGGGCAGUGAAACCCACGCAGCCUAGGCCAGAGCACUUUACUCCAGGCAGGGCCCCUGCCCCUGUUGGCCACAGCUUACGGGCCCUGCCCUCUUUCUUCACACCAGCCCCUUGGUCAGCCUGCCGCAGGCAUCUCAGGGCCGUGCAGAUCCCAGGCUGUGGAUUACAUCACUGCAGGAACUGCUUCUGAAAGGCUUUGGCCUUCCUCAGUGAGCCCUGGAGGGGUUGGCCUUCUCUCCUCCCUGCCUAGAUCAGUCCUUCUCCAAAAGGACCUGGGAGCUGGCAGCCUGGGCAGGGGGGCUGAGGCACGUGGUAGCCCUCUUUCUGUGAAUGGGGUGGGGCUGUGGGGGCAGCUGGGGUUGGAGGAUGAGAGCUCCUGAGGGGCAGAGGAGCAGAGAUGCAUCAGCUCGCCUGGGACUGGCUCUGUGAUAAAAAAGACCCCUCCCGCUGGGUUUUCAGACCCCAUGUUGUUGAUCAAUGAAAUAAAGCAUCUUACAGAAGGUGUUAACUGUU
Gorilla gorilla gorilla (western lowland gorilla) is the source of this 7174-nucleotide messenger RNA. RefSeq names its product kelch like family member 22 (gene KLHL22). Bases 4619 to 6619 code for a protein of 666 amino acids. Gene Ontology annotation, cellular component: Cul3-RING ubiquitin ligase complex; nucleus; mitotic spindle. The transcript is spliced from 8 exons. NCBI's taxonomy places the organism in Eukaryota, Metazoa, Chordata, Mammalia, Primates, Hominidae. Gene Ontology annotation, molecular function: protein binding. The record is from RefSeq and is a predicted model, not a curated record. Gene Ontology annotation, biological process: proteasome-mediated ubiquitin-dependent protein catabolic process; cell division; positive regulation of TORC1 signaling.